AUGCAACCUGGUGACAAGUCUCGCUUUACUGAUCUUUAUAAUGAACCUGUAGAUCAUCUUUUAUCACCAAUAAGAGGCUACCAAGAUAAACCACUUGUUUCACUUACUCAAGCCAUUGAACCAGUUUCUGGAUUUUUUAAUGAAAUUGAAGACGAUAUCUUUGUUGCAUUGCAUAAUUGUCAAAACCCAGCUGACGAAUUAAACCAACAAGAAUCAGCUUCUAUACAUCUAUAUACGAUGCAACUUAGUGGCGGACCAAGUUUAUAUCAUUUACUUAAUCAGUCAUUAUGUGCUGAAAAUCGUGAUGAAUUGCAACCAUGGUUCUUAUUCUUGAAAUUAUUUCUUACUGCACUACAUAAAUUACCAUCACAAAGUGGAAUAGUAUGGCGUGGUAUUCGAGAUGUUGAUUUAAGUUCAAAAUACAAAAAGGGUAUGAAAUUUGCUUGGUGGGGAGUGAGUUCUUGUACUGUUGAUAUUGAAGUACUUGAAUCAGAUCAAUUCUUGAGUAAAUAUGGAAAACGUACUCUCUUUUCAAUUGAAUGCAUCCAUGGAAAGUCCGUUGCAAAACACUCGUACUUUAAAAAUACCGAAAAAGAAAUUAUUCUUAUGCCAGGUUCAUAUUUCGAAGUGAUGGGCCAAUUAAAUCCAGCACCUGAACUUCAUAUUAUUCAAUUAAAAGAAAUUGCGCCACCAAUUGCACUUGUUAAACCACCAUUUUCUAAAGCGAACGAACAAAAAUCUUCUUCGGUCGUUCAUAAACCAAGUACAUUUUCUCCAUCGAUGUCAACAAUGAUGAAAACUGCCAAAAGUGUUUCAGAUAAAAUGCCAUCAAUCACAUCAGGUAUGAACAAUUUUAUUCUAUUCAUUUUUACUUUUCCAACAAAUUGA
Molecule: messenger RNA, 888 nt
Organism: Rotaria sp. Silwood2
Lineage: Eukaryota; Metazoa; Rotifera; Eurotatoria; Philodinida; Philodinidae
Source: the annotation of a GenBank genome assembly